Messenger RNA from Mugil cephalus (flathead mullet), 2362 nucleotides. RefSeq names its product SEC14-like protein 2. Gene Ontology annotation, cellular component: cytoplasm. Bases 270 to 1505 code for a protein of 411 amino acids. NCBI's taxonomy places the organism in Eukaryota, Metazoa, Chordata, Actinopteri, Mugiliformes, Mugilidae. The record is from RefSeq and is a predicted model, not a curated record. The transcript is spliced from 12 exons.
UGUCAGUUUUUCCUAUCUUUGGCCGAGUCAGCCGCUUGGUGUGGAUGUGAACCGAUGUAAGAGUCGUGUUUACAUUUUUUUUCCGUCUUUCCAUUCGCGUCCGUCUUUUCACCAGCAGUCAGCUGACAAGGGGGCGAUCGGACACUGAAUGAGCAUCACGGGGAGGCGUCCACGACAAAAACACGCCUGUCACGCUUCACUGUCGCGGUUCUGUCCCUCCGUGUGACAAAAAUUUGGCUUUGAAGGGAGCUGCUGUCUUUACCACAGACAUGAGCGGGAGACUGGGAGACCUGAGCCCCAAGCAGGCUGAAGCACUGGAGCAGUUUCGGGUGAGGAUACAAGAUAUUCUUCCUCAACUUCCACUGCAGCAUGACCACUUCCUGUUACGUUGGCUCAGAGCCAGAAACUUCAAUGUCCAGAAGUCUGAGGCCAUGCUGCGAAAGCACAUGGAGUUCAGGAAACAGAUGAAAGUAGACACAAUAAUAACUGAGUGGCGUCCACCAGAGGUGAUAGAGAAGUAUCUCUCCGGAGGAAUGUGUGGCUAUGACCGCGAGGGUAGUCCCAUCUGGUACGAUGUCAUCGGGCCUGUGGAUCCCAAAGGCCUCUUCCUGUCCGCCUCCAAGCAAGACUUCAUCAAGUCCAAGAUCAGAGACUGUGAGAUGCUGCAGAAGGAAUGCACCGUGCAGUCAGAGAGACUGGGGAAGAAUGUGGAGUCCAUCACUAUGAUCUACGACGUUGAGGGUCUAGGUCUGAAACACUUAUGGAAGCCAGCUAUAGAAACAUAUGGCGAGAUUCUCCAGAUGUUUGAAGACAACUACCCGGAGGGUCUGAAGAGGCUGUUUGUUAUUAAAGCACCCAAACUCUUUCCUGUGGCCUUCAACCUUGUUAAGCCCUUUCUGAGUGAAAACACACGGCAAAAGAUCAGCAUCCUGGGAGCUAACUGGCAGGAGGUGUUACUGAAGCACAUCGAUGCGGAGGAGCUGCCGGUGAUGUACGGUGGUAAACUGACGGAUCCUGAUGGAGACCCUUGCUGUCGGAGCAGGAUAAACCACGUGGGACCGGUUCCCCCCUCCUACUACGUGCGGGACCACGUUAAUGUGGAUUAUGAGAAGUGUGCGACCGUCAGUCGAGGCUCUUCCCUGCAGAUGGAUUAUGAAAUCUUGUUUCCGGGCUGCGUUCUAAGGUGGCAGUUUGCCAGCGAGGGGGCAGAUAUUGGUUUUGGGGUGUUUCUAAAGCCGAAAAAAGGCGAAUGGAAGAAGGCGGCUCAGAUGGAGGAAGUCUUACCCAGCCAGCGAUACAACUCCCACUUAGUGCCUGAGGACGGAUCUCUGACCUGCGAGCGUCCCGGAGUCUACGUGCUGAGAUUUGACAACACCUACAGCAUCUUCCAGGCCAAACGAGUCAGCUUCUCCGUCGAAGUCCUGCUCCCCGACCAGCUACAGUCCUCACAGACCAACGGGCAGGCCAGCCACAAGGUGCAAGAGGAGAGCAGCAGCCAGUUUUAACGCAAAGGACAUGACUGUGCUGUCAGAUCAGUCGUGUUUAGCCGCCACUAGUAAGCACAGCCUGACAUACUUGAUGAGAACCGUGAGCAUGCUGCCAGAACACGUGAAGUAUUGAGUUUAAUCGUCUCGGUGAUUAGACAAACACACAAACACCACCUCACACAUUCUCCAUGUCAAGUGAUUAUAAUAAAAAGAAAAUGCUAAUGGUUCUUUCAUGACAAUACAACAGUAAUAUAUAUCUAUAUCUAUAUAUAUAGAGAAUAUCCACCACGUAAGGUCCAUAAGGCAAAUAUGUUUGGAGCAAAGACAUUUGCUGAGCUAUGGAAGCUUAUGGAAUAAUUUAACGAUCUUCCUCGUUAAUUAUUCAUCAGUUGUGAGUCGUCAGGUAAAGCAGAUAAAGCAGGUACUCUCUUUUUCUUUAUAUACACAUCAACACCGCACAUUUGCAGAUGACAUUCCUUUAAGUAUUUAUUUUCAAAACAAUUCCAAGUAAAUUAAUUAUAGUUCUAUUUUAGAGAUAUUUAAGCUUUUGUCAAUAAUAAUAAUAAUAAUAAUGAUAAUACCUUGUUUUUAACGAGGGGCAAAAGAAGGUGAUUUUGACCAUUAUUGAAUGUAAGCCUGUGGGUUAUGGUCGGGAUGGAGGGGUUUUCACUUUAUAUUCUUAUUUAGACUGUGACCAGAUUAUAACCUCCACUCCCCCAGCGGAAAUGACUGUAAAUAAUUUUACUGAAGGUUUGUUUCUAAGUGUUGCUCUCACUGUACGGACCGUCGAAAGUGAUUGAUUCUUAUCUUUUCCCAACAAUGAAGGCUGCGCCGAUUUCCAGCUGCAAAGAAAUAAAACACAAUUCUGAGUCUUG